CUCUAAUCAUAUAUCCCUAUCAUCCACUGUAUACCUUCUCGACUGUAGCAUUCGACAAUCUAGAGAAAAUCCUACCGAAAAUGCGCUCCACCAUCGUCCGACUGGCCGCCGAGGCCACCCACUCUCGAACUCCCAUGAUCCAUUUCCUCGGGAAACGUGCAAACCUGGAAUACAAACCUCACGCCCCGAGCCCUCACCCCGCCGCUCCUCAAGACAUCGUCGACAACUUCCAAUCCUUCCUUUCCAAAUUCCAAAGCACAUCCACCUCUGCCGACAGCCCCUCCAGUAACCCUAAAGGACAAUCUCUAGAUUCUUCCGCCAAGGGGCAAGUCCGGGAUCAUCCCUCGAAAGACACUUCCCCUUCCGCAUCUUCUUCGAGUUCGAGCACGACGCAGGUGGAGAACAAGGGUUCGGGGAAACCGUCCGAUUUCGAUACCUACUUUAUGGCCCCGACGAAGUUGUGGAGGCCAAAGAUGUUCUCCCCGGAAGAGUUGGAGGCGGUUCAGUCUGGAGGAGCUACCGCCUGGUAGAACCCACAUCCACACAUCCUACCGGCCAAUGCCGACCGCUUCUACCUCGCUAUUCCCUCCUCCUUCACUCCUCUCUUCUUGCAUAUCAACUUCCCCAACCACCUCUUCAUCGACACUUCUGUAACCUUGCCGCAUAUCCCCCUCUUUCGCGGGCAGGGGUAAGACCAACAACUUCAAAUUCAGAUCAAAUUUAGAUGUAUGGGUAUACGAUACGAUAUGACACGUAACCCAGAUGCGAAUGUCAAGAAUAUCCAAUCAGAUUGAAACUCGGA
Molecule: messenger RNA, 802 nt
Organism: Filobasidium floriforme
Lineage: Eukaryota; Fungi; Basidiomycota; Tremellomycetes; Filobasidiales; Filobasidiaceae
Exons: 3
Coding region: 81-530 (149 amino acids)
Biological process (GO): 2-oxoglutarate metabolic process
Source: RefSeq, a predicted model, not a curated record